This is a messenger RNA of Daphnia magna, 502 nucleotides long. RefSeq names its product heparan sulfate 2-O-sulfotransferase pipe-like. The transcript has 3 exons. Gene Ontology annotation, cellular component: membrane. Gene Ontology annotation, molecular function: sulfotransferase activity. The annotation marks the transcript as partial. NCBI's taxonomy places the organism in Eukaryota, Metazoa, Arthropoda, Branchiopoda, Diplostraca, Daphniidae. The record is from RefSeq and is a predicted model, not a curated record.
UUAUGGAACGAGAAUCACAUUGUGACAGGUCUACAUUACGAUUUACAAAUCCCUUACUUUUGUGGCCACGAUGAACACUGCACGCAACUGAAUAAUGCACGGGCUCUGGAACAGGCCAAGACUAACGUGGAACUCCAUUUUCGCGUCGUCGGUGUUCUUGAGCAACUUAACUGCACCCUCCAUGUGGCUGAGCAAAGAAUAGGAACUUUCUUUGGUGGCGUCCAACCAUUUCAAGAAUUUUUGUAUUUCAAAGAAUUUCUGGAACCACGGAAAAACAAGAAUCAUGGGCAUCCAAAGCAACUCCGGGAGGACUUACAAAUGGCUCUGCGAAAAAACUUGACAAUGGAAUACAUGUUUUACUCUUUUGUGAAACAGAGGCUUCCCCAGGUGAAAAUUUACUUGGCAAUUACUCAAGAAAUACAAUAAAAAAACUCAAGUAAUAGUAAAGGAUUUUGGAACAAAUAUUUUUACAAUAAUAACAUAGAAAUACUAUAGAAUUACU